CGAACCUCAGGCUCGGAUGCUCUCUCUCGAAAAUGCCAAGCCACCACUGAGAAUAAUGGAACGAAGACGAGAGAAGAAAAGGAGAGACGCUGAGUGGUAGAGAGAUAAAAAAAGAAAAGAAAAAAGAAAAUAGCUGCGAGUGUUAGAGAGAGAAAGUGAGCUAGUGAGAGGGGAUGGGGCAGAUCGUGAAGGGGAAGAAGAAAGGGAGACCAUCGAAGGCGGAUCUGGCAGCUCGAGGUUUAUCGGUGUCGGAGCGGGAAGUACGGCGGAGCCUCCGACGCCGAAAUGUGAGGAAAAACGCAGUCGACUACGACGAUGAUUUUAUUGAAGAUGACGAUGAGGAAGAAGAGGAGGAAGAAGUGGGAAGGCGAGAGAAGAAGGUUAAACUCGUUGUCAAGCUCCACAGCAACGAAAACGCACGCUCUUCAGCUGCGCGUGGACGGAACGCGCAGGGAAAUGGCGCUUUUGACGAGGACGAGGAUGAAGACGAAGAAGAGGAGCGCGGGAAGAAGCCUUUGAAGAAGAGGAAAAUCAACGGUGUAGAUGAUACGGGUUAUGAUAGUGAUAAUAUCGACGAUAACAAUGAUUAUCGUGAUGAUCACGUAGACGAUGAUGAUGAGGUAAGGGUACGAAAGGGAGACAAUACAGGACAGGACUCUGCUCCAGGGACGCCCACAGAAGCUGCUUCUGGAUUGCCUUUGCCGGAUAAUAAAGUAUUGGAGUUGAUUCUUGAUAAGCUUCAAAAGAAAGACAUAUAUGGGGUGUAUGCAGAGCCAGUUGAUCUUGAAGAGCUUCCAGACUAUCUCGAUUAUAUUGACCAUCCAAUGGACUUCGCUACGGUGAGGAAGAAGUUGGCUAAUGGAUCAUAUUGUACCUUGAAGCAAUUUGAGAGUGAUGUAUUUCUAAUAUGCUCUAAUGCAAUGCAGUAUAAUGCACCAGAGACCAUAUACCAUAAACAGGCAUGUUCCAUUGAAGAGCUGGCAACGAGGAAAUUCCAGAGGUUGAAGGCCAACAUUGAGCGCGGUGAGAAAGAGAUGAAGUCAGAACAGAAAACAAAAUCGAAUUCAUUGGGGAAGAAGCAAAUGAAGAAACCUCUGGGCCGUGCUGUGCAGGAACCUGUCGGCUCUGAUUUUUCCUCUGGUGCUACUCUUGCUACUCCUGGGGAUUUUCAGAAUGGUUCUGCUGCAAACCACGCAAGUGGCUGUGAAAGGCCUUUUGUUACUGAUGGGCCUCUUGAGGGGAACUACUCCUUGGUCGAUACUAAUCUAGAUAAGAUGGAUGAUAUGCCAGGAAAGGGUGUACCAUCCAAACUUGGGAGGAAGCCAUAUAUUGUUGAUGAAAACCGUCGAGCAACAUACAAUGAAUUCAAUCAAACGGCAUCCAAAUCAAACUCAAUAUUUACAAUCUUUGAGAAUGAAGUCAAGCAGCUAGUUUCUGUUGGGCUGCAUGCAGAAUAUGCCUAUGCCAGGAGCCUGGCUCAUUUUGCUGCAACUCUUGGACCUGUUGCUUGGAAAAUUGCAUCUCAGAGAAUUGAACAAGCAUUACCUGCAGGGUUUAAGUUUGGUCGUGGAUGGGUAGGAGAAUACGAGCCACUUCCUACCUCAGUAUUAAUGCUUGAACCCCAAACCCAAAAAGAGUCUCAUUUUUUCUCAAAGUUAAAGAGUACUGCUGAUGCACGAAAGGUUAACAUGACUUCUAAAACCCCCCUCUCUCCCAAGGAGCAUCUUUUAAGUGGCCCUGGUAAGGAGCACUUUGUUCUAGUUAAAGAUGAUGAACAUUUUCUCUGUAGGCCUCCAAGAGAGCCUUUUGCUCCUGGUAAGGAACAUCGCAGUGGGUCUGUGAGGGAGCAUUUUGUUCCUGCCAAGGACCAUCCUGUCAGUGGGUCUAAUUCAGAAGGGAAGCCACCAUUAUUUCAUCCUAGGACUGGGCCUGUGUUGGGAGCAAAACAGUCUUUAUUUGCUUCUGCUGGAAUGGCAGCUAGCAACCCUGUGGCUGCGACUUAUUUGCAGCAGAAUCUGCCUUUUAGGAAUACAGCUGUGCCUGAGAAUAAGGUUUUAAAGCAAGUUGAAUUGAACUUGCCACCUCCAGUUAACCAACAUGAUGCUGACCUUGUUUCAGAUAAGCAGCUUUCAAAUAAUUCAGAAAUGCCAGUUUCCAGGUCAAGAGAAAUGGUAUCAAGGAACUUGAAUCUUCCACAGCCAUUACCUUUUAAGCGGCCUGAUUAUAAUGGAGUUGGCUCUAGAGGAUUACCCAAUGGAAAAGUAACUGGUAAUCCCUUGAAUGGUGGAAUGGUUAGCUCAUCAACUGAUACUGUUCCUAAUCAAGUUACCAAGGCAGCAACUUAUUUUUCACUUGGACAAGAAAAAAGUCUUGGUGACCCAGCUGAGUUCAUGUGGAGAUUAGCUGAAAAUGGUCAAAAGCAUCAGAGAUCAUCGAACCAUCCCCCAGCUGAUAGUCCUUCUGUAGCGGCUUCAGUUCCAUCUGUAAGAAAUGAUUCAGGCAAUGCUUCAUCAACUGCUGCUCGUGCGUGGAUGUCAAUACGAGCUGGUGCUUUUAAACAACCAACAGAAAAUUCUAGCACUCAUAAAACUCAGAUUUCUGCUGAGUUGUUAUAUAACCCAACUCGUCAGCUUCAUCCUCAAAGUCCACGUGUUCAGGGACAGUCUCCGCCUCCCACCAGCAUGCAAUUAUCUGAUAAGAACACUUUUCAAUUUCAGGUAUUUCCACCCCAACCUUUUCGGCUAGGAAAUGAUUCCCAGUUGCAAGACAGACCGAUGGUAUUCCCUCAGUUGGUAACAACUGACUUUUCUAGGUUCCAUGCACAGUCUCCUUGGCGAGGUCUCAGUCCACAUUCCCAAACAAGGCCAAAACAAGACACCCUUCCUCCAGACUUAAAUAUUGGUUUCCAGCCACCAGGUUCUCCGGUGAAACAGUCGUCCAAUGGUAUUAUGGAUUCACAGCUUCCAGAUCUGGCUUUGCAGCUCUGAGUACAGGCAGAUUUAGUGAGAAGUCAUGCAGAAAAGAAAGUGUAGAGGUGGUCUCUGUCUCCUUUAUCAGGUGCGGGCCUAUGUCUCACAUAUCAUUGGUGCAUAAGAGGUGAGAACUGGCCUUUAUUUACCUAAUCCCAGUUCCUGAUCAAUAAAAUGCUACAGAUUUUCUAUUUCUUUGCCAUCAGACGAGAUGGGAUGCAAUCAUGAAAUCAGAGGAUCAGUGAAAGAUAUAUAUAUUUUUUAACAAAGCCAUGAGAUUCUUCUUUUCCUAAUAAGGAUUAUUUAUUGAGCAACAGAUAGCUCAUCUUAGGAAGCUAAAAUCUUUGGAGUUCAGCAUGAAUGAUAAAUUUUGGCCAUUAUCAAUUGAUUAGAAGCUCAUAGUCAGAUUGAUUAGAACACAACAGAGCCCAUUGAUGCCUUGUACAUUAGUUACAGGUGGAGGAGGAUUAGUUGCAUAGAUUUAGUUGCUUUUAUGGCAUUACAUGUUAUUUCUAUGAGGAUUAUGCUGCUGCUGCUCUUAUGUAUGUGUGAAAGACAUUCUCACAAAUGAAAAUUUUCUGCCAUUUCCUCUCUUGA
This is a messenger RNA of Tripterygium wilfordii, 3566 nucleotides long. RefSeq lists its product as uncharacterized. Bases 174 to 2987 code for a protein of 937 amino acids. The transcript is spliced from 9 exons. The record is from RefSeq and is a predicted model, not a curated record. NCBI's taxonomy places the organism in Eukaryota, Viridiplantae, Streptophyta, Magnoliopsida, Celastrales, Celastraceae. Gene Ontology annotation, molecular function: protein binding.